This is a messenger RNA of Lepidothrix coronata (blue-crowned manakin), 3954 nucleotides long. RefSeq names its product exocyst complex component 4 (gene EXOC4). The transcript has 19 exons. The record is from RefSeq and is a predicted model, not a curated record. Gene Ontology annotation, biological process: exocytosis; Golgi to plasma membrane transport; chemical synaptic transmission. The coding region runs from base 1 to 2946 and encodes 981 amino acids. NCBI's taxonomy places the organism in Eukaryota, Metazoa, Chordata, Aves, Passeriformes, Pipridae. Gene Ontology annotation, cellular component: growth cone membrane; synapse; exocyst.
AUGGGGUGUAAGCAGAGGAGGAAAAUGUUUUCAAAGGCUCUGUUUGCUCUGUGUUUAACAGGAUCAUGCAGAGACUCGGGGCUGCUCAUCUCUGUCCUUAGGACUUUAUCCACCAGUGACGAUGUGGAGGACAGGGAGACCGAGAAGGGCCGGCUGGAGGAGGCCUAUGAGAAGUGUGACCGGGACCUGGACGAGCUGAUCGUGCAGCACUACACGGAGCUCACCACGGCCAUCCGCACCUACCAGAGCAUCACCGAGCGCAUCACCAGCUCCCGCAACAAGAUCAAACAGGUGAAGGAGAACCUGCUCUCCUGCAAGAUGCUGCUGCACUGCAAGAGGGACGAGCUGCGCAAGCUGUGGAUCGAGGGCAUCGAGCACAAGCACGUCCUGAACCUGCUGGACGAGAUCGAGAACAUCAAGCAGGUCCCUCAGAAGCUGGAGCAGUGCAUGGCCGGCAAGCGCUACCUCAACGCCACCGACAUGCUGGUGUCGGCCGUGGAUUCCCUGGAAGGCCCCCUCCUGCAGGUGGAAGGGCUGAGUGACCUGAGGCUGGAGCUGCACAGCAAGAAGAUGAACCUGCACCUGGUGCUGAUCGACGAGCUGCACCGGCACCUCUACAUCAAAUCCACCAACCGCGUGGGCCAGCGCGGCAAGGACAGGGGCAGGAUCGGCUCCCUGGUGAAAGAUGCCUCUCCUGUGCCUCUGAUGGAUGUCACUAAUUUAUCCACACCUCGGAAGUUCCUGGAAACCUCCCAGUUCAGCACUCCUGGAAGCUCCAGCAUGCGAGACUCGAGCCUGCUGGAAAUCAAGGAAGACACGGAACUGGAUCCAGAGGAGAACAGCAGUGUCUUCAUGGGAAUUCUCAUCAAAGGGCUGGCCAAGCUGAAAAAAAUCCCAGAGACAGUGAAAGCCAUCCAGGAUCGCUUGGAGCAGGAGCUGAAGCAGAUUGUGAAGAGAUCCACGACUCAGGUGGCUGACAAUGGUUACCAGAGAGGGGAGAAUAUUUCCCAGGAAAACCAGCCCAGGUUGCUGCUGGAGCUGCUGGAGCUUCUCUUCGACAAGUUCAACGCGGUGGCCGCCGCGCACUCGGUGGUCCUGGGGCACCUCCAGCAGACAGUGGCCUCUCCCUGCAGCCAGCACGAUGGGGACAUCAAGCUCUACGACAUGGUUGACGUGUGGGUGAAGAUCCAGGAUGUCCUGCAGAUGCUGCUGACAGAGUACCUGGACAUGAAGAACACCCGCACGGCCUCGGAGCCCUCGGCCCAGCUGAGCUACGCCAGCUCCGGCCGGGAAUUCGCCGCCUUCUUCGCCAAGAAGAAACCCCAGAGGCCUAAAAACCCCCUGUUCAAGUUUGAGUCCUCCUCCCACGCCAUCAGCAUGAGUGCCUACCUGCGGGAGCAGAGGAGGGAGCUGUACAGCAGGAGCGGGGAACUGCAAGGAGGACCGGAUGAUAACUUAAUUGAAGGUGGCGGAUCCAAGUUUGUCUGCAAACCGGGAGCCAGGAACAUCACCGUCAUCUUUCAUCCCCUCCUCAGGUUUAUCCAGGAGAUCGAGUUUGCCAUGGAGCUUGGCCCAGCCAAGCAGUGCCCCCUCAGGGAGUUCCUCACCAUGUACAUCAAGAACAUCUUCCUCAACCAGGUCCUGGCUGAGAUCAACAAGGAGAUCGAAGGCGUCACCAAGGCGUCGGACCCGCUCAAGAUCUUGGCCAACGCGGACACCAUGAAGGUCCUGGGGGUGCAGAGGCCUCUGCUGCAGAGCACGGUGAUCGUGGAGAAGACGGUGCAGGACCUGAUGAACCUGAUGCACGACCUGAGCGCGUACUCGGAUCAGUUCCUCAACAUGGUGUGCGUGAAGCUCCAGGAGUACAAGGACACCUGCACCCUGGCCUACAGGACCAUCGUGCAGUCGGAUGAGAAGCUGGUGAUCAGCGCGUCCUGGGCCAAGGACGACGACAUCAGCAGGCUCCUGAAAUCCCUGCCCAACUGGAGCAACAUGGCCCAGCCCAAGCAACUGAGACCCAAGAGGGAGGAGGAGGAAGACUUUAUAAGGGCCGCUUUCGGCAAAGAAUCCGAAGUUCUCAUCGGCAACCUGGGCGACAAACUGAUCCCUCAGCAGGAGAUCCUGCGCGACGUCAGCGACCUCAAGGCCUUGGCCAACAUGCACGAGAGCCUGGAGUGGCUGGCAGGGCGCACCAAGGCGGCUUUCUCCAGCCUCUCCACCUCCCAGACCAUGUCUCCAGGCCAGGACAGCCAUUCCAGCAUGGAACAGCUCCCUGCAUCCGAACAGAUCCUGCAAACGCUGAGUGAGCUGGCCAGGUCUUUCCAGGAGAUGGCCGAUCGCUGCCUGCUGGUUCUGCACCUGGAAGUCAGGGUUCACUGCUUCCACUACCUGAUCCCUCUGGCCAAGCAGGGGAACUAUGCCAUCGUGGCCAACGUGGAGAGCAUGGACUAUGACCCGCUGGUGGUGAGGCUCAACAAGGACAUCAGCGCCAUCGAGGAGGCCAUGAGCGCCAGCCUCCAGCAGCACAAGUUCCAGUACAUCUUCGAAGGGUUGGGCCACCUCAUCUCCUGCAUCCUCAUCAACGGCGCCCACUACUUCAAGCGCAUCAGCGAGUCCGGCAUCAAGAAGAUGUGUCGGAACAUCUUCAUCCUCCAGCAGAACCUGACCAACAUCACCAUGUCCCGGGAGGCCGACCUGGACUUUGCCAGGCAGUACUAUGAGAUGCUCUACAACACGGCAGACGAGCUGCUGAACCUGGUGGUGGAUCAGGGGGUGAAGUACACGGAGCUGGAAUACAUCUACGCCCUCAACCUGCUGCACCGCAGCCAGACGGGCGUGGGCGACCAGACCACGCAGAACAUGAGGCUGCAGCGGCUCAAGGAGAUCAUCUGUGAGCAGGCUGCCAUCAAACAGGCCACCAAGGACAAGAAGAUCACCACGGUGUGACCCGCCCUGCCCCUCACACCCAGGGGAGAGCCGGGACUGGCAGGUGGCAGGUCCAGGCCUCUGUCUGUGUGCUGGUGGGGAGGGAAAUGCCACCUGGGAUUUGGGGUUGGGGUUGGUUUUUGGGGGGGUUCUGAUGUGUAUUCAUCAUCAUGCUUCUUCACACGUUCUCCCACGGCAGGACCAGGAAUCCUGGUGGAGUUUGGGGUGGGAUAGUUGGCUUUGCUCUGCUCUGCUCUGCUCUGCUUUGGGGUGUAAAAACAAUCUGCUGUCUCUGGUGGGGUGGGCAAAGAGAAGAUCUCACACUGGGAGGGUCAGGGAGUUCAGACCAUGCUAAAUAAACAGCACCAUAACAGUCAAGCACAGUCCUGUGGGGAUCUUGAUGGUUUUGAGCCCUGUUUUGAGGCCUGCUCAGCUCUGCAGCGAGUUCUCCACAAGAGUUUUCUCCAUGUGAAAAGUGGAGAAGCUCCACAUGAAGUUUUGUGCUGUUCCCACUGCAAAGAGACCUCGUUGUUUACUCCUUCACCUGAUACAUCCUUCAGCCAGUUCUCAGUGUGGGAGGGAACACGGGACCAUUUGUUUCCCACUUGUACUUUUUCAUUAUCCUGGAGCCAUCUGGCACCGGGCAAUGGAGAGAAUCGCCAACAUAAGAUAAUAACAGAGCUUAAUUCUCUUGUUCCCAGUGUAUCUUUGGAGCCUGCCCAGCUCCAAAGGCGUUUUGUCAUUGUCAUUUGAUGUUCUGGAAGGACACACGGGGUGAUGUGGCUCAGCACUGAUGAUCAGCAAGGGCAGGAGGGCAGAUCCAAGCUCUGUGGGCUGAGGGACACUCAGGUCACCAUUCCUGCCCUGUCUUGACCAUAGUCUUCAAAAAUAAGGUCGCACUCCACUUGUAUUUGGCAAAUAAAUUGUUGACCCAGCUGGGUUUCACUUGCUGAGAAAGGUUCUCCCUGGGCUGUGUAACUUGGGUGUCCUGAAACUGCAAAAUUAAAGGAUGUUUAAAGACUCUUCAAA